Molecule: messenger RNA, 1650 nt
Organism: Aspergillus melleus
Lineage: Eukaryota; Fungi; Ascomycota; Eurotiomycetes; Eurotiales; Aspergillaceae
Exons: 2
Coding region: 1-1650 (549 amino acids)
Biological process (GO): transmembrane transport; basic amino acid transport
Cellular component (GO): fungal-type vacuole membrane
Molecular function (GO): basic amino acid transmembrane transporter activity
Source: RefSeq, a predicted model, not a curated record
AUGGCUUCAGCUCAGUACAAUCCAACCACUGUAGCCGACGUCCCCAGGGCUCCAGUGUCGGAGCAGACACCGCUCCUCGGGGAUCAGACUCAGAAUGCGACAGUUACUCCCCAAGAGUCAGAGGUCCCUGUAGCCGAGGAACCCACCACGAAGGAGCUGUUGCUGGUUCUAGGAAGUAUCUGGAUCGGAGUAUUUUUGGCAGCGCUAGAUACGACCAUUGUCGCAACCCUGACGGCUCCCAUCUCGUCCUCCUUCCAUUCACUUUCCCUGCUGUCCUGGCUUGCCACAUCCUAUCUGAUCUCCAACGCAGCGUUUCAACCGCUGAGUGGGCGACUGACCGACAUAUUCUCUCGACGCACGGGGCUCGUCUUGUCCAACAUUUUCUUCGCCGCGGGAAACGUGAUUUGCGGUCUUGCGAAAAGCGAGUGGACUAUCAUAUUGGGCCGUGUUGUCGCAGGCAUCGGCGGAGGAGGUCUGACGGCGAUUUCGACCUUCGUCACGUCGGACUUGGUACCUCUCCGGAAACGUGGGGUUUGGCAGGGCAUCGGAAACCUCUGCUACGGAGCCGGAAGUGGGCUCGGCGGCGUGUUCGGAGGAUGGAUUAACGACACCUUGGGAUGGCGAUGGGCCUUCUUGAUCCAGGUCCCGUUUGUCGCCGUGUCUUGUGUUGUUGUCGCCUUCACCGUUAAGGUGCCCGUUAAGGAGACCACGCGGGGAAAGUUGAAGCGAGUUGACUUCCUCGGGGCUAUCACGUUGGUUAUCACCCUCAUUCUGUUCCUGCUAGGGCUCAAUGCGGGCGGAAACCAAGUGCCGUGGACCCAUCCUCUGAUCCUCACCACUUUGCCUCUAUCGGCCGUCUCUUUUUGCAUCUUUGUCUAUGUGGAGGCGAAUGUCGCGUCCGAGCCUGUCAUCCCGGUCCGCUUGCUCCUGGAUCGUACAGUCUCUUCUGCCUGUCUCACGAACUGGUUCACGACGAUGGCGGUCUUCGGGCUACUGUUCUAUCUGCCGCUUUUCUUCCAGGUACAGGGCUUAUCGGCGACGGCCGCUGGUGUCCGGCUGAUCCCUCAGGCGGUCGGAACCGCAAUGGGCUCACUGGGAUCAGGGAUUCUCAUGCGCGCCACCGGACGUUAUCAGGCCAUGAAUUUUGCCGCCAUGGCUCUGAUGAUCCUCGGAGGAAGCCUCAUCUGUACUCUGGAUCUGACCACCCCAACCUUGCUGCCGUUCGUGUACUUCUUCAUCCUGGGGGUUGCUUACGGGAGCAUGCUCACCAUUACUCUGGUGGCACUGAUCUCGGCGGUGGAUCAUAAGCACCAUGCGGUGAUCACAUCGGCCUCCUAUGCAUUCCGCAGCACUGGCAGUACGAUCGGUAUCACCGUUGCGUCCGCAGUGUUUCAGAACAUGCUGAAAUCCGGUCUUUGGAAUCGGUUCGGCAACCGAGAGGAUGCCGACGAAGUGAUACGCCGUAUCCGAGACAGCCUGGACGAGAUCUGGAAGCUGCCAGCGGACUGGAAGUCCGGCGUAUUGGACGCGUACAUGGAGUCGCUGCGGGCUGCCUUUGUUACUUUGUUGGCACUUGCCAUUCUGGGGGCUGCCGUGAGCCUGGGGAUGCGGCAACACAAGUUGCAUUCGAGCCUGGCGCGACGGGAUUAG